Cherax quadricarinatus is the source of this 11949-nucleotide messenger RNA. The record is from RefSeq and is a predicted model, not a curated record. NCBI's taxonomy places the organism in Eukaryota, Metazoa, Arthropoda, Malacostraca, Decapoda, Parastacidae.
CUGGAUGAGUGGUGGUGGGAGGGUGUGCGACGCGGCUCCAGUGAUGCCCAACACUACCCGCAACUCCGUCCUGCGCUCCGCUCAAUUCUCGCGCUCUGGGUUGAUGGACCUUUAAAUUCUGCAUAGUGUAUCGCUGUUUAGAGGCUGUUCAAUGUGAUAACAAGUGUGCAUUAGUAAUAUAAUGUGUAAAUAAGUCCAAAAAUAUAUCUACUGUUUUGGUGGUAUACCCCCCUCGGAAGUGAUCCUAUCUCAGUGGAAAAAUUGUUGGAAAUUAAGGAAAUAUUGACUGGAUACACUAUGAUUGGAGAUGGUUAGUGCUGGAUUAGGGUGAGGCUUGUUAGCACACCCAAUCAGGAAUGGUGAAAAGGCCGUGAGCAUGGGCAGGUAGCAGUAUGAUCUCUGGGAGUGUGGUGGGCGGCGGUACGGUCUCUCCUCACCACAAGUGUGUAGCAGUCACUCUCUUGACCGACGAGACGCUCACUUUCGCUGCUGAGGUGAAGACCCGGGUGGGCGAGGUGUACAGCCAGACCUGCUCCUACCUCCACCAGCUGGGCAUGCAAGAUACCCACCUCUUCGGUCUAGUUACUACUAUAGACGGAGAAAAUGUGUUCGCGGACCCCGAGAGCAAACUCAGUAAAUAUGCGCCCAAGUCGUGGAAGACCUCACCCAGCCAGGGCGUGGACGCCAGCGGGGAACCUCUUCUCCAGUUCAGACUCCGAGUGCAGUUUUACGUUGAGACACACCUCCUCCUCCGAGAUGGUCUCUCCCGCCUCCACUACUACCUGCAGCUGCGUGAGAACGUGGUCACAUACAACCAACCUAUCAGCGAGGAGGCUACCUUCCUCCUCGCCUCGUACGCCCUCCAGGCAGACCUCGGCGACUUCUGCGAGGACCAACACCACGGUCAUUACUUCGACCCCAACCUCUACUUCCCGCAGUGGCUGGUGGAGCGGGUGGGCGUGGCCUACGUGAUGGAACACGCCCCACACAUGCACCGGGACAACCUGGGGCUGACCAGGGCAGAAGCACAUGCCCAGUACAUCCGGGAGGCGUCGCAGCAGGAGGCACCCCACAACCUCCACCUGUACCGUCUGAGAUACAAGAAACACGAUCCCUCCCCCCAGGUGGUGACUGCCAUCUGCGCCAGAGGGCUAGAUAUUUAUGAGGAGGAGCCAGGUCCACUACACACGUCGAGGAAGCUUAUUUCUACGCUGCAGUGGUCUACCAUAGGCAAACUCUCCUUCGAGAAAAAGAAGUUUGAAGUGCGAGCACUUAGCUAUCCUGGGAAGCUGACCUUCUAUACGACGAGUGAUGAGAAGAGUAAACAUCUGUUGUACCUGUGUCGCCUCACCCACCAGUUCAACCUGGCUCUCCAGCCGCGCCUGGCUGAAGUGCGACGCCUCCAGGAAGAAGAUCGCAGGCGGUAUCGUGAGAGCUACAUCUAUAGUGAGAGAUAUGCAGAAACAGGAGGUCUUUCUGACACAUUGGGAGGUCUCCGUGGGUAUUUAGCGAAAACUUCGGCAGAUCAACGUGUCUCCGUCAUCUCGAAUACAUCUUCCAAUACUACUAGUGGCAUUGUUUCUGAUCGUGUCUUGUCGCUUGAUGGGAGUGAAGAUGAUCUCGACUCUGAGAUUAUGAUCAACACACCACCUGCUGCAAGUAUUGAGAGUGGAAUAGAAUCCCUUACCAGGUCUCUCUCUCGGCUCGACUCCUCCUCAAGCAGUACACAUGCUCACACUCCAGAUUAUGAUGAAGGGAGUUUAAAUCGCUCCUCCUUCACACCACCAGUUUCAACUCCACCAAGCGGAGGACGGUUAACCGGGUCUGCAGGAAUGUGUGGGAGUGAAGCAGGUGGAGUGUCUUUAGGUCGAGCAGGUAGUGUCCAUUCCUCCUCCUCACAGCACUCUGCCUCUACAGUUCGAUCCAGAUAUUCUCUUGUCCCACAUAGACUGCCUCCAGAGUUGACUCUUGGGGCUGAGCUUGCUGAUCUUUCACUGACACCUGAUCUUCCCCAUCUUGCUGACUUGCCAGGUAUGGCAGCUGAUAGAUCAGGCCGGAGUGGGGAUGAAGAAAGUGAUCUGUGCACAGGCCUAUCACACACACAACACAAUUGCUGUUCCACGUGCUGUGAUGAGGACACUGCAUCCAUAGCUUCAAUUGAUGAUCCUGAAGAUGGUGAAAAUAUUGAAAAGCACUGUAAAUGUGGAUCAUGUGCCAUGUGCAUCUUGCAGCAGGCAUCUGCAGGCUUCUUACAUCAAAAACUAGAUAGUGAAAAUUCAAGUGUAGCAGCACAGCGAGGAGACACAGGUCCACAUACUUACCAUGAUUCAUUGGACUCAGCCAGUGCAUCAGCUCAUUACUUUGGAAGUCCGACAUUUUUAAGUGAUGAUGCCUCAGUCAUGGUACAACCAGACCUUGAUGAGUCGGCUAUUUCCACUUAUAAUUUUUCAGAGGAGGAUUUCAGCCAACUAGACAAUAAUGAUGAUUAUGUAGAAUUUUUCAAGGAUGGCUUACGAUUUCCCGAGCAUAGUAGCAACCAACUUGAGCAAAGAGAAAUAGCAGAUGAGAAAACUGUGACAACACCACCAAGUGCUCAUCGUGUGAGCCCGCAAGGGUUGGGUGCUCAGGGGCUAGGAACUCAGAGAGGUGGUGCACAGGCAGUUGCUUCAAUUUCAGGAGGAGCUUCACCAACUGGAUCAGAUCAACAGGAUGAGGCACAUUUAGACUAUUCUGUCGAGAGUGCCCAGGCAUCUUUAUUAGCAUCUUAUUCACCUGCUUUAGCAAUAUCCUUGGGAGGAUACCAACCACGUGUUUCAGUAUCAUCUACAUAUGAUACUGACAGUGACUAUGUGCAGGUGUCUGGGAUGGAUGAUCGUUUCUUGUUAAUGCCGCCUGGUCCUGUCUCCAUGUCUACUGUCAAAACUAUUACUCCAGUAUCAAUAGCUUCAUCACGUACUAAUACUUCCUUACCUAAUGAAUCUCUUCCCAAGAACAAUGAGCCAAGUAGUAGCAGAGCUUCACUUUUGUCACCAGAUGCUGUCAUUAGUGAAACAACAGUAGCCAGUUCAAGUGAAGCACCUGCUAAGUUCAUAACAUCAAAGCCCAGGAUCACUGUGCUUAAAGCUCACACUCAGUUGGCAGCUACAGCUGCACCAUCGUUCACAUCAGUGCCACUGAGAAGAGGAGUAGUACAUACUUUACCACAAGUUCAGCCUAGACUGAAAAUAGAUACCGUUCAGUCUUUGCAACGGGGUACAGCUCAGUUACCAGAAAUGCGACCAUUAGGUCUUCCACCUCCAUACUCUCGUGAUCAUGGAUCAAACAAAAUUAAAGCAGCUGGUGUUCAAAAUACUGAAGUACCUGUAAUCAGAAAGAACAAUUACCUGGAUGUACGUGCUUCGUCAUCCAUAAACAAAAAUAAGUCUCGUGCACAUCCAGAGCAGCACCCCACAGUUACCCCAAGAAGCCUCUAUUUAAGACAUCAACAGAAAGCCUUGCAACAACAACAGCUCAAGCAUCAGCAACAAUUACAACAAUUACAACAACGCCUGAGUAGUGAAACUGUGUAUCAACCAGCUGCUUAUGCUCAAGUUGUCGGUGUACCUCUGUUGCCAUCACCCACAUACACAGGCUAUCAACAUCAACACACUCACUCUGGAAACAUCCAACAGUCAGUUUACCAACAUCAGCAGCUUCAGCAACAACAACCUCAACAUAAUUACCUUUAUCAGCCAUAUAUAAAGAACUUCUUUCAGAACCCCCCUCCACCAUCACCACAUCAUGGUUAUGGUGUUGGUGCUGGGCCAGGUGGUAGUGGGUUCCAGGUUGCUGUUGAGGCACCAUCACCCACCUAUCAAUGUGCCAGUGAUCCCGGUACUUAUCCUCCACACCAACAACAACAGUCACUCGCCACAGUAUAUACUAACCAAGUCAGCUUAAGCCAAAUCGAACAGUUCAAGGCUCAGCUUUACUCAGAUGUGGAUUACGUCAUAUAUCCUAUGAAGGAUCCUGCUCUGAGUCGACAGGAGUACAUGGAUGCUAAAAAAGGACAAGUGAUUGCUACCCAGGCUCAACAACAGGCUAGCAGUAGCAGUAGCAGUAGUAGCUUUGCUUACUUACCUCCGCCUCCUCCAUAUCGCAGCCCAAAAAUGUCGCCUCUCUACAGAUCAACACCAAAUGUUGCAGCAACAUUAAGCAGCUGUAGCGGGAGUGGUAGUGGUGCAGUGACGGGUGGAGGAAAUUCAUCUGUUUUGUCAUCUUAUCCAUCUUACCAGAGUCUUACAUCACACCAGCCUGGAUCAUCUUCAGGAUAUUCCUCUAUGGCACGAGGACGCUAUUUCUCACAGCAGUCCCUGGCAUCCUCAUCCCUAUCUUCAGCACCUUCUGGUUAUUCUGCAUCAACACAGUCUCUUACUGGAAGCUAUGAACCUUACUCUGAAGUGAUGCAGCGGGCAUCUUCCAUGCUUCGUGUCCGCUCUGAUGAAUCCAUUCUUUCUUCAGCAUUAGCAGACUCGGCAGAUUCUCAUGUAGUACCAACUGGCCAUCCAUUGCCACCACCCCCACCUUACCGGCCCAAGGAGACCUUGGACGGGACUGGGCAUGAUGAUGGGCCCACCACGGGAGGUGCUAGGAGGGCUCGUAGUCGGAAGUCCGGGGGGCUCCUCAGCUUGCAGCAGUUGCGGGAGCGGAGCCAACUCUUGGAUGUGCCACUCAUCGCUGCCCUCUGCUCAGACACAACACUCAUCUCACAUCCAAGCCGUACCCCAUCCAUCGAUUCAUCUGCAACACCAAACAGCCCCCCUCUUACCCACUCUGACUCCACUAGCUCGUCAAGCACUCGCCCCUGGGACUUGGACUCAUCGCAGCCAUCCUCCCACGUGACUAACAUUUUACCUCAACCAUUGACAGAUACACAACAGACAAAGACAAAACGUAGGCAACGAGGUCUAAAAACCACACGCAGAUAUUCGCUGUCUGGUGUUUAUACCACAAAUCAAGUGCCUAUCACCCACAUAAAAUCCAAAUGUAGUAGUAAGACAUUCAGUGGUGUUCAUCAACACCCAAGUAAAUCUAGCCACCAGACUCAAUUCCCUAAGGAUACAGAUGAUUCACUGAAGGCCUAACAGUUGCCCCUUAGGGUUGUCUCAGUUGUAGGCACUGCUGCUUGUUCCUUGAGGGAAUCUACAACAGUGUAGCAAAUCUGUAUCUCUAGCAUUUGUGAAACUCCAGUUUCUCUCUUACCUCAUUUUUUUGUAUUUCUUAUACUGUAUUCAUUUUUAUGCAUUUUGUAGCAUAUUAGUAUUUUGAACAAAGAUAAAGGUUUGUAAGAAUUUUGAAGAAUUGUUACGUGAAAAUUAAAAAUCAAACCUUUAAAGCGCUGCUAAUGAAUAUGUUAAAGAAACUUCAUAUGUAUCACCAAGAAUUUGUUAAACCAAGUUAAAUUAAUUGGGAAUAUAUAUCUCAGUUUAGAAGAUAAGUUAUGAUGAUUUACACAGUCAUAAAGUGGUAAAUCUGGUGUAAGGCGCGGCAGAGCUUUCAGUCGCCUGUCAUCAUGAUCUCUAGGACGUUGGCUGGGCAGUACUGUCCACAUUUGUCGUAAACACUAGUAUACACACUCAGGCAACCCUUUUUUUUUUUAUUUUUGUUAUGUUUUUACAUGUAUUUAGUCAUGUGUUGGCAUUUAUAACGUUACAGUAGCUAUUUCAUUAUGUGGCCUCAUUAAACCCCACCACCAUCAAAGCCACUCUUUGAAGUACUAGUGUUCUAGGUUUAAUUUUAAUUGCCUAAAUAAGCAUGUAAAGUUGCAGUUUCCAUAUUUAAGAUCAAAUCUACUGCAAUAAAAUGUGCUAAUAAAAGAUAAUUUUUUAAGCAAUAAGUUUUCUGAGGUUACAAAGAUUUAGUUUAAUUUUAGGUAGUGUUCUAUGAUUUUAUGAUAAUUUAAACACAGGUAUAUAUAAUUUUGCAUGUUUUAAUUUAUUCAUAUUAAAAAAUAAAAUGUUGAGAUAUUGUCUAAUUAUAUUUUAUAUUCAAUCAAUUACAUCUAGAGCAUAAUGUCUAUGUGGAAUGGGUCUGGUGGUGGAAGGGUCUCAAUGAGUAAGUAAUAACCAGAAAGUGCCCAACUAUCCAUUCAUGUACAGCACAUACAUGCGCACACCAACCAUAUACAUAUGCACACCACCCAUACACAUGCAUACAGUACACAUACACAUGUGCAUACCAUCCAUACACAUGUGCUCACCACCCAUAUACACACACAUACAAUAUUCACACACUGUCAACUGCUGCCACCACUGCCAGUGUUCCAAAUGGUGAUAGCAUAGUACAAGCCCUGAUUGUUUUGGGUUCUACGGAUGCACUUUAUAUCUGUUUAAUGCUUACGGUCUUAGUCAUAAUUUAUUGAGUUAUUUUAAAGUAUAACUUACUUCAUGUGCAGGUGCUGUUUUUAAAGCUGUGAGAUGUCAGUUAAAGCAGCAAAACUGUAAAAGUUUUAGAUUGAUUGGUUCUAAACAUACUAUGGCUGUUUAUGCAUUAGAGUUUGUUAGUAACUAUUCAGAAUUGGUGUUAACCACAACACAAAUAGGUGGUUGGCAGUGGGUGUAGUAUGAAUAUUAUUUACUAUAAGGUUAAUAUUAUUUUUAAAUUUUCUGUGUGCUGGGUUUUAUGCUCAGUAUGUCUACAAGAACUAAUAAUAGAUCACUGCACUCAGUUUUCUUAAGAGAACUAAUAUGGCAUCACCACUUGUACUCAUACUCAGGGUCGGGUAUUGGAAGCAUCUUUGUGAUUUGUCUUUUAUCUGUACACAUUUCUGAGUUUGUCAAAAUUAGUGUAUAAGUUGAGCUGUUCAUGUCUGUGUUGUCUAGUAUUUAUUAUUUAUUGAAUCCCCUUCCCUAUAGUACAACUUGAAGCUGUAGCCUUGACACCCAAAAAAUGUGUUCAUGAUGGAUCAUGCAUCUUGGUGUAAUGAGUUUGCAAACAACCAUUCAACUUGUCUUAUCAUUCAUGAAUAUUGUUACCCAGUGAAAAAAUACAGUAUUUAUUUUUAAUAGUUAAAAAAAUGAUCUUUUACUAUGUUGUGAGUUAUUUACAUUUUUCAUACUAUGUGCAGUAUUUUUUAAAUAAUUGAUAUCUUCAAAAUAAGCAGUGUAGUAGCACUGAUCAAUUUCAAUUAAAAUCCACUUGAAAAGAAAAUUUAACAGAGAGACCUGUAUAUUGUCAGUUCCUAGCUUCAAAUUUAAUGUUCAAGGAGAUAAAAGUCUGCAGUUCUUGGUUUAUAAAAACCUACUCAUUCAACCAGUUGCCUUCAUUUUUUUCAUCUGUCACUCAGUUUAGAUAAAAAUGAGUGUGGCUUCUCAUUUUCUCGUAGUAUUAUGUAUCUGCUCAGUAAAAUAUAUAUUUUUUUUAAUUCACGGCUAUCUCCUGCCAAGGAAGGGUAACCCAAAGAAAACACAUUCACCCAAUCUCCAUCUUUCCAGAAGUAUACUGGCAUCACAGUCAAAUAAGUUCUCUGACUGCAGAGAGUGCAGGAAUUGCCUUUCCCACCUCCAGGACUCAAAUCCUGCAAACAAGUUUCCUUGAAUCCCUUCAUAAAAGUUUCCCUGCUCACCCUUCAACACUUGGAUCCAUUCACUCCUAUCUAAUAUGCUCCCUCCAAUGUGAUAUCCAAUUUUUCUUCAUCUAAAUCGUUUGAUACCCUCAUCACCUUACUCUUAUUUGUGUUCACUUUCAACUUUCUUCCUUUACACACCCUCCCAAACUCAUCCACUAACCUUUGCAACUUUUCUUUAGAAUCUCCCAGAAACACAGUAUCAUCAGCAAAAAGUAACUGUGUCAACUCCCAUUUUGUAUUUGAUUCCCCAUAAUUUAAUCCCACCCCUCUCCCCAACUCCCUAGCAUUUACUUCUUUUAUAACCCCAUUUAUAAAUAUGUUAAACACCCAUGGUGACAUUACACAUCCCUGUCUAAGGCCUAAAUGUAACUAGAAGUAGCAGGACAUACCUGAAAUCUUAUGUAAAUAACAAAGAAAGGCACAAUACCGUGACUGGAAUGAUACCCAAAUAACCUGCACAUAGAAGAGAGGAGCUUACGAUGACAUUUCAAUCCGGCUUGGUCCAAGUUGGACCGAAAUGUUGUCAUAAGCUCCUCUCUUCUACGUACAGGUUAUUUGUGUAUAAAUCUUGCAUGUUUAUGAGACAGGAAAAAGACACCAGAAAUCCUACCAUCAUGUAAAACAAUUACAUGUUUCUGUUUUACACUCACUUGGCAGGACAGUAGUACCUUCCUGGGUGGUUGCUGUCUACCAACCUACUACCUAGGAAAUAUAUAUAUUGUUUUUUUUUUCAAUGAACCGGCACUAUCCCACCGAGGCAGGGUGACCUAAAAAGAAAAAUGAAAGUUUCCCUUUUUAAAUUUAGCAUUGUAUACACGAGAAAGGGUUACUAGCCCUUGCUUCUGGCAUUUUAGUCACCUCUUACAACACGCAUGGCUUACAGAGGAAGAAUUUUGUUCCACUUCCCCAUGGUAUAUAUAUUUUAUGUCGAAUAUAUAUAUUUGUAUAUGUAUUUUAACAUGCAUGUGUACAUGCAGAUGGAUGCAUGCAGGGUAGUAAAUGAGAAAAAUUUUAAUAUACAAUCAUGUAUUGCUAAACGACAGGGAUACUUGCUGAGAAAAGUGUUGGUAGGUGAUUUUGCCAUUGUGCGAAUGUCAUAGACUGUACUUACACAAACCUAGAUGGUAUAGCCUACUACAUAACUAGGCUAUAUGGUUUUUUUUUAAUCAUAGAUUUGCUUGUAUUGUCAUAUCUGAGUGCCUCUGCAGAGACAGUGAUUAUGUAUGAGCGAUGGUGAAAGUGUUGAAUGAUGAUGAAAGUUUUUUCUUUCUUUUUGGGUCACCCUGCCUUGGUGGGAAACGACCGAUGUUUUAAAAAAGAAAAAAAAAAGAUUUGCUUGUAAGCAGAUAAUGCACCAUGAACAUUCCUCUUUAUUAAUGAAAACCCUUUGGUGUUGAGGUCCCUGUUUCCAACUUUUUUAAGGAGUUUCUGCUAAAGCCUUCACUGUGAAUUUUGUUUGGGGGUUCUUCUUUUUCUUCUCCAGCAGGGGCCAAGAGGAGCAGAGAAUCACAAGAUUAAAUCAAGCACAAGGGAAAAUGAUGCUAUUAAGAGAUGCUGUAAACAAGAGAUGUAUGAGGCUGCUGCCAGUGUAAUGCUGUAUACUGUUUCACAGUAAUUUUUUUUUAUAAGAAAGAGUACACUCUAUAGAGUAAUGAUAAAAAGUACAGUACAGUAUAGUAAAUACAUAAAGCAGAACAUAGUUGUUUAUUAUCAUUAUCAAGUACAUACUAUGUAAUGUACAUAGUUGUAUGUGCUAUACUUUUAUACAACUGGCAGUGCAGUAGGUUUGUUUACACCACCGUUGUAUAUGUGGUCCAUUGUUGACUGAAACGUUGUUAUAUGGUGUAUGACUGUACAAGGUUUUUUUUUUACAAUGUGUAAAUGGUGUCCCAUGGCUCAGUUGGCAACACUGGCCUCACACUGAGUGUCCAUGGUUCACUCCCUGGCAUGGAUGGAAACAUUAAGAUUAAGAAUUAAAUGUUUAUUUUGACAAAUUACAUGGUUGUACAGAGGAAUAUAAUAGUUGGGUGUACAUGCCAAAAGUCCCUUUGUAUGCAGAGCAUUUCGGGCAAACUUAAAGAUUAACUUAAGAUUAGUAAGGUAAUAAUACAUAGUUCAAAUGGUCAUUAGAUGAGUUACAGUGAGUACAGGAGAAUUGAAUAUUCUAUCAGAUAAUGCUACAUGGUUUUGAUAAGUCUAGUAGAGACUUAUUACACUAUUGGACAUGUUUCCUUACAUCUGCUGUCCCUGUUCACCUAGCAGUAAGGAGGAACCUGGGUGUUAGUCGACUGGUGUGGGUUGCAUUCUGGGGGAUAAGGUUCAAGAACCCCAAUAGAAAUGAGACAGUCUUUGGUGGUGCACUGAUUUUAUUGGGUUAUCCUGGGUGGCUAAACCUCCAGGUUAAAAGUCACAGCGCAGUGUCUUCCUUUGCAGAUGACACCCGAAUUUGCAUGACAGUGCCCUCCAUUGAAGACUGCAAAACUCCAGGCGGACAUCAACCAAAUCUUUAAUUAGGCUGCAGAAAGCAAUAUGAAGUUCAGUGAUGAGAAAUUCCAAUUACUUCGAUAUGGAAAACAUGUGGAAAUUAAAAUUUCAUUGGAGUAUAAAACAAAUUCCAACCACACAAUAGAGUGAAAAACUAAUCUCAAAGACCUGAGUGUGAUCAUGUCAGAGGAUCUCGCUUUCAAGGACCAUAACAUUGAAAUUGCUGACCUAGAAAAUGUACAGAGAACCUUCAUGGCACCCAUAACUGUGAUAAACCACCUCAGUUACUGGGAAUGCUUGAAGUUCUUAAACCGUACUCCCUAGAAUGCAGGAAGGAGAGAUACAUGAUUAUAUACACCUGGAAAAUCCUAGAGGGACUAGUACCAAACUUGCACACGAAAAUCACUCCCAACGAAAGCAAAAGACUCGGCAGACAGUGCAACAUUUCCCCAAUGAAAAGCAGGGAUGCCACUUGCAUGAUAAGACAACACAAUAAGUGUCAGGGCCCAAGACUGUUCAACAGCCUCCCAGCAUACAUCAGGGGGAUUACCAAUAGACCCUUGGCUGUCUUCAAGCAGGUGCUGGACAGGCACCUAAAGUCAGUACCUGACCAGCCAGGUUGUGGUUCGUACGUUGGAUUAUGUGCGGCCAGCAGUAACAGCCUGGUUGAUCAGACCCUCAUCCACCAUGAGGCCUGGUCACAGACCAGGCUGUGAAGGCAUUGACCCCCAGAACUCUCUCCAGGUAUACACAGAAUGCAGGGUACAGUAAAACCUCUCUCUAAUGGAUUUCAGCAAUUUCGGACAAAAUUUUCGCUGGAGAAACGUAAGUAUCGGACAAAUUGGAAUAAAAUUCAUAAUUCCAUAUUUUGUCUGAUAGCAUGUUUUUAUUAGUGAUUACUUGUAAAUAAUGUUUAACCUGGUUAUUUUUUUAGCACAUGCAUUCUGACUUUGUGUAUGUACCUUGUAUACAUGUAUAAAGAGCUUACAUUAAUUUGGCAAAGAUUGAUGAAGAACUAUAGAAUUAUUAUUUACAUUGUGUUAGUUGUGAGUGGUUGACAGGUGUUGGGAAGAGGAGGAUAGGUGGGUGGGUGAGUGGAUGGAUAGCCACCAGACAAUGAGGGACCUAGUCCUGGGAGAGGGAAAAGCUAAAGGAGGAAAGGUGUUGGCUGAGAGCCAAGGAGGAAGGUCUCCUCAUCCUUCACUGCCUCCCUCUGUAUGUAUGAAGAACUCAGUGUUAUUUUUAGCAGAGAUUGUCAAUGAUCUGUGCUGCUGUAGAUUUAUUAUUUACAUUGUGUUAGUUGUUGGGUGGCAGGGGUGGAGGGGUAUUGUUGGUAAAGCAGGGAGGUGGGUGGGUAUAGAAGCCCAGGAGUAAUGUUCCUGUUCCAGACAUGUUCUUUCAUUUGUCUUCUCUACCUUCACACAUUACAGUACCCUCAUACACACACACACAUACACCUGAUGACACUGGAGGACGACCUGACAACACUGGAGGACAGGAGAGAUGGGGGGUACAUGAUAGCAACAUAUAAAAUACUGAAAGGAAUUGACAAGGUGGACAGAGACAUAAAGUUCCAGAGAUGGGACACAGCAACAAGGGGACACAGUUGGAAGUUGAAGACAGACGAAUCACAGGGAUGUCAGGAAGUAUUUCUUCAGUCAGAGUAGUCAGGAAGUGGAAUAGUUAAGGAAGUGAUGUAGUGAAGGCAGGAUCCAUUUAUAACUUUAGGCAGAGGUAUGAUAAAGCUCAUGGUUCAGGGAGAGUGACCCAGUAGCGACCAGUGAAGAGGCGGGGCCAGGAGCUAUGACUCAACCCCUGCAACCACAGCUAGGUGAGUGUACACACACACUCGCAUCCAC